AUGAUCCGACAACCCAGUGGUGUGAUCAUCGCGGGCCCCUCAGGCAGUGGCAAGAGUGAAUUGGUGGAACAAUGGUUACGGUACCUCAACGUCUUUCAAGUCAAACCCCGCAAGAUUGUGUAUGCCUAUGAUCGUUGGCAACCCCGGUUCGAGCGUAUGCAAAAAAAGGAUGGGAUUCAAUUUCAUCGCGGGUUACCGGACCCCCGUCAUUUGACGCAAUGGUUUGGUCGGACGCGUGGAGGGGUGCUGGUCUUGGACGACCUGAUGGAAGAAGGGGGACAAGACAAGCGCGUGUUGGAUUUGUUCACCAAAGAUUCGCAUCAUCGCAACAUCACCGUGUUGUAUUUGACGCAAGAUUUAUUCCCGCCUGGUAAAUUUUCCAAGACCAUUAAUCGCAACGCGCAUUACAUUGUGGCGUUCAAAAAUCCCCGGGAUCAAACAGGCAUACGAACCAUUUUAUUGCAAGCCUUUCCGGAUCGGUGGCGUCAAGUCUUGCGCCUAUUUAAACGCAUCACAGCCCGUCCCUUUGGCUAUUUGAUGUUGGAUGUGCAUCCUGCGUCGGAUGAUCGCUACCGCCUGUGGAGUCAUUUAACGCCCCGAGAAGGCAAAGCCCAAGUCCACACGUUACGUGCGGAUGUCCCUGCCGUUCGACAACGAACUGCAACGAGAACUCGCCAGGGUCCGCCGGCAAAGAGAAGGCGGACAACAUACUGAGUUAGCUGCCCGCAUGGACACGCCCACCCUCUCGCCUGCUGGUGUGGGCUCCCCAUCGGUCCUUCGGGACCUCAGCAGCAUGACGGACAUGGUGACCGAAUUGUCUCGACCGGUGGAUCGUGCCCAAUUGAAUCAAGAGAUUGAGGAUUUUAAUUUGACCUACCCGGUCAAUGUGGACGAUGCCUUGAAUGCCUUCACGUUACCCCCCGUGGCAGGCACCGGCACGGCACCACCCGCCACCACCACCACCGCCCCCAUCACCACCACGGCCACCCAAACCCGCCCCACCACAUCCACCCGAACACGCCCCACCACCACCACGACCACCACCAGUCGACCACGACCCGUCACCUCCACUCGAACACGCCCGGCUACCACCGCCACGACCACGACGGCUCCUUCACGCCCUUCCACCUCCCGCCGCAGUGCAGGGGCAGGCACCAGGACCACUACCUCGACGGUGACGACCCCCACUGGACGCCCUACCGUGGCUGCCAAACAACCGCGACGACGUCCCCGUGUACCCGCCCCACCGUCCCCCGAUUCGUCCCCUCCGUCCGAGGAUGAGGAUGAUGAUGAUGAUGACGAUCGAGGGCGAGGCUUAAGGCGACGGUUGGAUUUGCUCAAUGAAGAUGCUCAAGAACGGGCUCGAGGUAGACGCAUCCGCAACAUCACGCAUACCAAUACCGUCACCACCGUCUACGAAGAGGGUGGACGUCCCUCGGUACGCCGUACGUCCACCCGCACGUCCGGUCCACGACCCCCACGCCGAGGACGGGGCCGUGGCCGUGGCCGAGCCCGUGGACGAGGUCACAGGUCUGCGUAAACAGAAAAAAAGGAUAUAAAAACAGGGGUCUCUCUGUCACCGUCCCAAAAUGUGUGGCCGUUGUGGACACGCGAUGGCUCGGAAACGCAAACGCACCACGACUCGACGAUUAUCACGUCGACGGAGGAUCAAGGGUGGGAAGGCACCGUUCGUCGUGGAUUUCAAAAAAGGCUUCAAGCUGUUGACGGACUCGUCUAUGUGGAAGAUUCCGUCCAAAGCCGACAUACAGUCCGACAAACGACGAGUGGCCAACUAUAAACGCCAGUAUCGCGCCAGUGGUACUAAGGACUCGUACAACAAGUGGUUGGUCAAGAAAGGGUAUGCCAAAAAAGUGGGUGGAUGCAGUUUGAUGUGAAAAUGUAUAAAAAAAGAGGCUCAAAGUGUUCCGCUCUCAAAAGGACUCGUCAUGAGACGCAAACGCAAACGCUCUACGGCUCGACAACGGCCCGCCAAACGACGACGACGGCGUGUGAGUCAAGUGGGGGGUGUCGGGGUCGGCCUGCCCAUAGGCAUCAUGAAAGCUGGUUAUGGGAUCACCAAAGCCAUCGGGGAUCAUCAAACCAAGCGUGCUAUCGCCAUUGGUGAAAAACGUCGACGCGAAGUGGCUUCAGGCAAACGGAAAAAAUAUGCGGGGGAAUCCUUUAAUUGUUCCAUCAUGUGAAAAACAUAUAAAAAGACCUUCGUGGGACCGAACAGGGGUUCAUUGAAUGAUGGUCCGUGGACCUAAUGGUCGACGACAUCGUUAUGUCCCUCGAAAACGACGCCGGCGACGUGGAUUGCAACGUGGAGGCGUGCUCCCCAUGUUGGCAGUGGCUCUCUCGCCUGGGGCGUUCAAGAAGAAGAAACGGCAGGCGCGCCGACGCUAAAGUGACCAAGAAAAGAAAAGCCGUCACGUUUGCGUUGGAUUGGGAUGACCAGUAUGAAGCGGCUUUGUGUUCCCGGUGUCGACAUCACAUGCAAACGCAUUAUCAUGGCGAAUUGUGUGGUCGGUGUGGCGCCAUUUUUACCAUAAAUAGACCUUGGUCGUUGCCUGAACUCAAGAUUCAUCAUGGGGUGGCGCAUGGAACGUCAAGCCCCGUUCUUAAAAAGUGUCUUACAAGAAGCCAAUCAACACAAACGACAAGAAUUAUUGCGGAUGGCCAAUGCGGAUCAGAUCAAUGCUGUCAGUGAAUUGGUGAUGAACACCCUCCGUGGCACGGUGCCCCGUUCCCGACACACCAUCACGUUGCUCAAACCCCACGCCCAGAGUUUACGCGCUAUGGCUAAACCCGCUCAUUCCGUCAAACGACGACGCGCCAUCAUGAUGGCUCAAAAAGGGGGUGCCCUUUGGCCGGAACUCUACCGAUGUUAUAAACGUUGCAUGCGCUAGACAAGUCCCUUCAGUUGCACCAUGGAACCCGAGAUGGUGAGCACCACGGUGGACAACGCCCCAGCUUUUUUACAAUUACGAGAUCAGUACAAACAAGAAUUGGUGGAAGAUACCCGCUUGACCAAAGCCGCUGAUUUAGCGGCCAAGCAACAUGUGCUCCUGACCAGUGAGGCC
Messenger RNA from Porites lobata, 3083 nucleotides. The record is from the annotation of a GenBank genome assembly. NCBI's taxonomy places the organism in Eukaryota, Metazoa, Cnidaria, Anthozoa, Scleractinia, Poritidae.